AAAAACCUUGCGUUGUAUUUCCGGAGUCAUGACCCCUUCUCAACACAUGGGCACCAUGGAAGCGGCUAUCGUGAUAGCUGAAUAACAAUCCUACCAGUCCUAUCAACACAGGAGGCGUCCGGGACUGUUCUCAAAAAGGUAUAAAAAUACGAGGGACAAGCUGAACAACAAGCACGUUGACCUGGCGUCGGGGCUCGUGGAAAAGUUUUCGCCAUGGCUCUGUACCUAAAAGCCGCCGAGAUCCUGGAGAAAGCCGAGAGGAAACAGGGCGCGCUGAAGACUCUGGUGUACGACAGUAAAUUCGCCCACAUCAAGCAGCUGUUCGCUCUGGUCUGCGAAACGCAGAAGUUUUCGUCCGUCCUGCAGGACGUGAUCGAGUCCACCAAGCUGCUCAAGCACACGAAGCUGCGCAUGCACCUGGCCAUGGUGCUGGUCUACGACCUGCUGAUCGGCCGGGGCCUGAAGUGCGGCGGCUCCUGGAAGGCGUUGAUGGUCAAGCAGCGGCCGCGGCUGCAGGCGGCGCUGGCCCGCAUGAAGGUGAAGAAGAAGGUGAGCAGGAACGAGGACCUUCUCCCAGCCGGCGCCCAGCAGUCUGCAGCUGACCAGCUGCCCAGGUAUGUGCGCGUGAACACACUGAAGACCACAGUGGACGACGCUGUGGACUACUUCAAGAGGGAUGGCCUAGCCUACCUGGGACAGGCCCUCCGGCUGGAUGACUUGACCCUGAGGGAGAAGGUUUUCGUGAAGGAUCUGCACCUGCCAGAGCUGUUAGUUUUCUCCACUAAAGCAGACUUCCACGACCACUUCCUGUACAAGGCGGGCCACAUCAUUCUGCAGGACAAAGCCAGCUGCCUGCCUGCCCAUCUCCUCAACCCUCCACCGGGCAGUCAUGUCAUCGAUGCCUGUGCUGCCCCCGGCAACAAGACCAGCCACCUGGCAGCCAUCAUGAAAAACAAAGGCAGACUGUUCGCCUUCGAUCUGGACGCCAGGCGUUUGGCCACCAUGUCCACGCUGCUGCUCAGAGCUGGGGUCACCUGUCAGCAGCUGGCCAACCAGGACUUCCUGAAAGUGGACCCUGACAGCCCACAGUAUAAAGAUGUGGAGUACGUCCUUCUGGAUCCUUCCUGCAGUGGAUCAGGUAUGGUGUGCUUACGGGACGGCGCUGAUCAGGAGACGGAUCAGGCCCGCCUGGCCUCCCUGGCCUCCUUCCAGCUCCGAUGCCUGAACCACGGGCUCAGGUUCCCCCGUCUGAAGCGCCUGGUCUACUCCACCUGCUCCACCCACCGCCAGGAGAACGAGGAGGUGGUGGCCGCCUGCCUGCAGCAGAACCCCGGCUUCAGGCUGGUUCCUCUGCUCCCCCAGUGGCCAGAGCGAGGGCUGGAGCCCCUCCCGCAGUGUCUGCGUGCCAGCACCACCAAGACCCGCACACACGGCUUUUUUGUUGCCCUGCUGGAAAAACACAGCGAGGCGGGGAGCGCGAACCAGGAAGCAGCUGAUACAAGUGUUGUAGAGGCAAAACAGGAAGUGUGUCCUCCUGCCGCUGAGAGGAAACCUGCUGCUUCCGAAGGGGAGUCCGAGGCCUCCGACACAGAGGGCAGACCAACACCUGCAGCCGGACAGUCUGACCACACACCCGGCAACAAGAGGAAGCGGAAAAGAAAGAAGAAGAAGGCGGCGGCGGCAGAGACGGCAGAGUGAAACUCGCAGUGCAACCUCCACAGUGUUGUGUAGUUCAUACAAAUCCAGCUUAUCAAUAAACGACAAGUAACAUUUUAUGCAGCAUCACGUGUGGCUGUUUUUUUUUGCCUAAACGCUGUCCGGUUGGAAAAGGUUUAGUCCUCAGAAGCUGAGCUGCGUUCUAAAUGCGUCCAGCAGGGGGCGGCAACGGGCAAUGGCUGGACUUCCGGUCGAGCGGCGCCUCCUAUUGGUUGGAGCGGUCGUCUGUUUUGUAAUCCUUACGCAAAAUAUUGUGUAACUUUUAGAUGUGUUACGUCAACGCUGUGCUCCAUGCAGGACGAAUAACGUGGAACUGUGCGGAUUUGUUUGGGUACAACUUGCAUAAAUAAUCUGCACCAUUGUCGGGAGCUUCUUGCCCCGUGCUGACCGUCACCAUGGCCGCGGUGCCCAAAGUGACUCUGGCCGGGGGCCUGGAGGUCUGCAGGGUCCUGAACGGGCUGUGGCAGGUGUCCGGAGCGCACGGACCGGUCAAUAAAACCAAAGCAGUUGAGGCCAUGCAGGACUACGUAGACGCUGGUCUGACCACAUUCGACAUGGCAGACAUUUACGGGCCUGCGGAGGAAAUAUUUGGACAGUUCAACAGACAGCUAAAGUCCUCAGGAGAAUCUGCCCCAGCGCUGCAGGGGCUAACCAAAUACGUGCCAAGACCGGGGCCAAUGGAACGCAAGGUGGUGGAGAAGGCGUUGCGGCGCUCCAUGAGCCGAAUGCAGGUGGACGUGCUGGACUGUGUCCAGUUCCACUGGUGGGACUACGGAGACAAGAGAUACCUGGACGCUCUGGGACACCUGUCUGACCUGCAGCAGGAGGGCCUCAUACGGGAGCUCGCCCUCACUAACUUUGACACAAAGAGACUGGAGGAGAUCACCAACAAAGGCGUCCGCAUCUCCAGCAACCAGGUACCGCUUCUUUACAUGUUAGCGCACGUGUCGGUCAGUCUGAGCCCCCCCCUCCUCCUCCUGACCUCGUUAUUGGCGCGGCUGUCUGUGCAGGUUCAGUACUCCCUGAUUGACCAGCGCCCUUCAGCCCGGAUGGAGCAGUUCUGCCUGGCGAACAACAUCCAGCUCCUGACGUACGGCACACUGGCCGGCGGCCUGCUCUCCGAGCGUUAUCUGGGGAGUGCGGAGCCCCUCUCCAGGGCGGAGCUCUACACCGCCUCCCUCUCCAAGUACAAGAACAUGAUCGACGCCUGGGGCGGAUGGGGCCUCUUCCAGGACCUCCUGGUCGCCCUGGAGACGGUCGGCAAGAGGCGCGGCUGCUCGGUGGCCAGCGUGGCCACGCGCUACGUGCUGGACCGGCCGGCGGUGGGCGGGGUCAUCGUGGGCUGCCGGCUGGGGGUGGCGGGGGCGGGGCAGCACGUCAGCGACAGCCUGCGCAGCUGCAGCCCCGAGCUGAGGCUGACGGCCGAGGACCACGCCGCCAUCCAGGCCGUCACGCGGCGCUCCAGAGACCUCACGGCGCUCAUGGGAGACUGUGGGGACGAGUACAGGAACUGA
Molecule: messenger RNA, 3230 nt
Organism: Menidia menidia (Atlantic silverside)
Lineage: Eukaryota; Metazoa; Chordata; Actinopteri; Atheriniformes; Atherinopsidae
Source: the annotation of a GenBank genome assembly